CUUCAAACUUGUAGUUUAUAAUAUUGUUUCAUUUGUUUUUUGUUUAUUCUUCGGCGGAAAAAAAAAGUAUUGUACAGUGAAGAGCAGUCACUUGUGUAGCGUAUACUUCAGUGCACAAAGAGAAAAAAUUAGCUCCGCUGAAAAAUAAUCUAUUGAGUAGCAAUUAUUUGAUUUAAAUGAACACUAUAAGCUGAAAAAAUAGUGUUAAUACUGGCGAGUUCUCACUAUUUUCUGUACAACGAAUUUAUUCACCCAAAAGACCUCUGAGUCAAAUAAUUAAACACGACCAAAAACUUUUCAAAUCGAACAUAGAAUUUUUUAGCAGAAUUAAUUAUUCUUUCAGUGCGGAUUUCAAGAAUCAUGAAAAUAUUUAAUCCACCUUUUUACAUGACAUCCGGGGUCUGUGUUUGAGAAUAUUGAUUUUAAGUGCGUACUCGUUUAAUUCGAACUUUCCGUGACGCAGAAAAAUAAUAUUAGAGAGUAGUAUGUGAUUUUUCGGAUAUCCCUGGAUUAAUUUAUUUAUUAUCAUCAUGCGCCGAUCUUUGAAGUUUCGACGUCACGUUUUGCAAAUUUUUAUAUUCGGAUUCUUCAUUCUCACCUUAUAUUGGUAUCAUCAGGCGAUCAUGAAUUAUAUUUCCUCUGUCGCCGUACUUCAUACCAAGAGUGGAAAAAAGUGGACGGAUAAUCGAUACAUCGGAUGAAGGAAUGUUUACUCUAAGCUUAUCAUUUAAUUCCUGUUGUCAUCACGUUGAGGCGAAAUAUCAAUUUACAUAGCGUCACAAAAAAUUUACUGUGAUAUGAAAGCAGGGGACUUAUUGGAGAUGAACAUCACUGCCAUUUCUAAUUCAGGCUCAAGGUCAAGGGCAACGUUUUCAUCAACAUCUGAACUUCUCCAGCAUUCAGUAACCACUUCUCGAACGGAACCAACAUCAUCAUCAGCACCACAGACUCUUCAACAUUCUACAAAUGCGUCUACCAGUUUCUUCUCCAAUAAUCCAAUUUAUCAAUCAUUCACCACAUCCGGCACCAACUCUACAGUCAUCAGUGAGAGUGACACAAUACGUGCGAUAUAUCAAAGUGGGCACGCUGUGACAGCCCAGGGGAAGUGUCCCAACUACGGUGAAGAUAUGGAUUUGAUAAUUGUGAUUACGUCAGCCCCAUCGCACACAGAAGCUAGAACUGCGAUACGAAAAAGUUGGGGACUCCUUGGACAACGCACAAAUGUUAGUGUAGUAUUCAUACUUGGGAUGACAGGAGAUCCCAAACUGGAGAGUCAUCUUCAGCGUGAACAGAAGUUAUACGGCGACAUGAUAAGAGGUCAAUUCCUCGACUCAUAUUUCAAUUUAACGCUCAAGACAAUUUCAAUGUUAGAAUGGAUCGACACAUACUGUCCAAGAGCCAACUUUAUUCUGAAAACUGAUGACGAUGUGUUCAUUAAUAUGCCUCAACUCUUAUCGUUUGUCAAAAAACAUGAGACUGAUAGGAAUGUUGUAUUCGGUAAAUUAGCACACAAGUGGAGGCCAUUCAGAGAUCCAAAGAGCAAAUAUUUUGUGUCUCGGAAUGAAUACAAAAAUAGGCUGUAUCCUAACUUUAUGAGCGGACCAGCCUACCUUUUGUCAAGUGAUGUUAUCAAUAAAUUAUACAAAACUGCACUGAACGAAAAUUUUUUCAAGCUGGAGGAUGUCUUCAUUACUGGCAUGGUUGCUUCCAAACUCCAGAUCAAUUUAAGACAUGCCUUUGAGUUUCUGAAUGUCAACGUCGCUUACUCUCCUUGUAAUGUACAACGUGUCAUCAGUAUACAUGAAGUUAAACCUGGAGAUCAAGCUCGUCUUUGGAAAAUGUUGUCUGAUACCAACACCAAUUGCAUUUUAACGUAAUGUAAUCAUCUCCUACCGAGCUUAAAUACGAAGAGAAAAGUAUGGAACGUUCAGUGAAAAAGUGCGUAACUGGUCCAUAAUUUUGACUGAAUACUGUUGUAACUCGCAGAUUACGGAGAAAACACGUGAUUUUCGAAGAAUAUUUUUCUCUGUACAUUUACUUACAGAAAAUUAAGACAGCAAGGCUUAUAAACCUAAAAGAAAAUGUCUAUGAGGGUCAUUACUACUUCCUAACUUUGACAAAAUUCAUCUUUGAUGUUUCUGUAGCAUGUAACGCAUAUGAAUGUGUACCGCAUAGGAUAUUAUGCGGCGCACGUUCAAUAGGCAUUUUAAUUAAAAACCUCUUGUUUACAUAAAUUAAA
Messenger RNA from Diachasmimorpha longicaudata, 2239 nucleotides. RefSeq names its product beta-1,3-galactosyltransferase 5. The transcript has 3 exons. NCBI's taxonomy places the organism in Eukaryota, Metazoa, Arthropoda, Insecta, Hymenoptera, Braconidae. The record is from RefSeq and is a predicted model, not a curated record. Gene Ontology annotation, cellular component: Golgi membrane. Gene Ontology annotation, molecular function: hexosyltransferase activity. The coding region runs from base 798 to 1877 and encodes 359 amino acids.